Cadophora gregata is the source of this 1614-nucleotide messenger RNA. RefSeq lists its product as uncharacterized. The record is from RefSeq and is a predicted model, not a curated record. Gene Ontology annotation, cellular component: membrane. Bases 1 to 1614 code for a protein of 537 amino acids. Gene Ontology annotation, molecular function: transmembrane transporter activity. NCBI's taxonomy places the organism in Eukaryota, Fungi, Ascomycota, Leotiomycetes, Helotiales, Ploettnerulaceae. Gene Ontology annotation, biological process: transmembrane transport. The transcript has 4 exons.
AUGUCGGUCGUUUUCAUCAUCUCAUUUCUCUCUUCGUCAUCUAUAUAUGCAUGGCUUGAUUUCCCCAUUCUCUCUCUCCUCACUCUUCAUACAUCAGCAUUCUUAUUGUCAAGUUGGAGAAUUCCACCAAUCUUCUUUGCCCGAAGCACACUACAAACCACUCUCAAAAUGGCAGCACGCGUUUCAGACGAGAAGGCAGAUUAUGCUCGCCACAAUGAAGACCUCGAGGUUGCUGGCAAGGACCACGUCGGCGAUUAUUCCGGCGCUGUUGCGAAGACCGACAUUGCUGAGAUCGCUUUGGUACGAAAGCUCGAUAUCAGAAUCAUGCCUACUCUUUGGGCAAUGUAUUUCAUGAACUAUCUUGACAGAAACGCCAUCGCCAAUGCUAGAUUGGGUGGUCUCGAGGAUGAUCUAGGCCUGGUUGGCUCGCAGUACAACACUUGUAUAUCUAUCUUGUUUGUUGGAUAUCUUCUUAUGCAGAUUCCUUCCAAUAUGUUGAUGUCCUCAACCAAGAUCCGUCCUUCACUCUACAUGGGAGCUUGCAUGGCUGCCUGGGCUCUCGUCUCCGCUAUGACUGCUAAAGUUCACAAUUAUGCCGGGCUCGUUGCAGUCAGAUUUUUUCUUGGAAUCUCUGAAGCGCCAUUCUACCCCGGUGCUUUGUAUCUUCUCAGUAUCUUCUACACUAGAAAGGAGGUAGCUACUCGAAUUGCUAUCUUGUACAGCGGAAACAUCUUCGCAACCUCGUUCGCUGGAUUGAUUGCUGCGGCCGUGUACAACACAAUCGAGGGCGCUCAAGGAAUCAAGGGAUGGCAAUGGCUCUUCAUCAUCGAAGGAAUCGUUACCUUUGGCGUCGCAUUAGCUGCCAUGUACCUCCUACCAGAUCACCCCAGCAACACCAAGUGGUUGACACCCGAGGAGAGGAUUAUGGCUGUCGAGAGAAUCGAAAAAGAUACCGUCGGUCUCGCCCCGAACAAGGGUGCAAAGGAGGGGUUCAAGCAAGCCAUUAGAGAUCCAAGACUCUAUCUCCUGUGCUUCAUCCAGAACAUGCAUCUCUCGGCAUGCUCAUUCAACAACUUCUUCCCUACCGUGGUCGGGUCGCUCGGCUUCAACAGAACCGUCACCCUAGCCCUCACUUGUCCACCAUAUCUCGUUUCUGGCUUCGUCGGAUACCUCGUUGGUCUUACCUCUGGCAAGCUGAACGAACGAACCUGGCACAUCACCAUUAGCAUGGGUCUUGCGAUGGUGGGGUUCAUAAUCUCCUGCGUUACCAUGAACACUGCCGCUCGCUAUAUCUCCUGCUUCUUGUUCGCAUCUGGAGCAUACGCUGUCAAUUCCGUCAUCUUGGGCUGGGUUUCUGCCACCUUGGGACAGACAAAUGAGAAGAAAGCUAUCUCACUUUCAAUCGUGAACGUGGUUGCGAACGCGAGUUACAUCUAUACUGCAUACCUGUAUCCCAAGUCCGACGGGCCGAAAUACCUGAUUGGAAUGGGAGCGAACAGUGGAUUUGCUUUCGCUACAAUUGCGGCGUCUUGGGCAUUGAGAAUUUGGCUCCAGAGAACGAACAAGAAGAUCCGACAGAAUGCGGAUGAGACACAGGUAUUUUACGCCUACUGA